This is a messenger RNA of Pelobates cultripes (western spadefoot toad), 9124 nucleotides long. The record is from the annotation of a GenBank genome assembly. Lineage: Eukaryota; Metazoa; Chordata; Amphibia; Anura; Pelobatidae.
GGGUUUGGAUGAGCAGCAGGUUACUUUGAUCCUGCAUUGUGCAGAGUUGGAGUGUGCAUUCUAUCCAGGUAUAUUGCAACGUUCUAAUAUUCAGCCCAGGUGUCUGCUGGGAUUAAUAUACUCCCCUGUAGGUGUAUAGGGAGUACUAAAAUGCCUGCAUCAUAGUUUAAUAUGAAUUUAUAAUCUGUUUUUUGUAAAAUCUCACAUUGCUGCUCUUUGAAUAUAGACCUAAAUCUUGGUAUUUCUCUAUAUUUUUUAAAAUUUUUCCCCAAAGUUAUUUUUUUUUUUACAUUUUUUUUUAUUAUCUAUCACCCCUACAGUCUCAGUAAUAGCAAACCUUGGUACCCCAGAUUUUUGUGGACUACAUUACCCAUGAUGCUUGCCCUUUAAUGUUGGCUGAGCACCAUGGGAAACAAGUAUUUGGGGUGCCAAGGUUAACAAUCAAUGCUUUCAGAACCUUUACAGAGACUGGAGAUUUUUCUGUUAAAGAAGUAUUGGCUGUGUGGGCUUUUACUAGGCUACACCUAAUAAUAUUGUAAAGCGCUACGGAAUAUGUUGGUGCUAUAUAAAUGGUGAUAAUAUUCUGUGUUGAUGGGCAAUGCAUGAAAAGUGCUUCCUGCAGUAGGUAACAUUUCAGUGUUGAGGAAGGAAAUCGGGUAAUAAAAAAAGUGAUCCGAUAUUCCAAACCAGCUGCCUUGUUUAGUUUUAUUUUCCUCUUGCGUUAUAUGAAUGCUGCAUUCGGUACUGCUUAUCCACACAGAGAAGCGGUAGGUGUCCAGGAAAUGAUUUGGUUAAAUGUUUACAAGUAGCUGGAGAAAAAAAAUGUGUAUGCAGAACUUUUGUGUUUUUAAAUGGACACACUAAGCAAGAAAACUGCUUAAACCACCUAUCAAUAAUUUUAUAAACUUGCUGAGGAUAUAUUGCAAAGGUUUUUCAGAACCAGUCAACCUAACUUGUUGCGGCAAAUUAAAAUGUUAUCUGUAUUUUUUAUUCUUUUCUUUGGAUCACCAUUCAUCACCAUCGCCUCCCGCUCGCAUCCUUAAAAUAUUUUUUUUAUAAGUAUAUGUGAUGACAAAUACAAAAUCCAUUCACACUUCUUGUCUCUGUAAUUGUUUGUGAAACCUGGGUAAAAUGGAUGAUUGAUCUUGUUGGUGUUCAAUUUUCAUCCUUAUGUUAAUUUUUUCUUUUUCUUAAUUUGUUUUGAUCGAUCUAUAUAUCUUGACCCUGUAAUGAAAGGAUGUCUCAGCAGAGAGUGCUGCCUCAGAGCAAGGAGACGCUCUUACAAUCGUACAACAAGAGGUUAAAAGAUGAUAUUAAAUCUAUUAUGGACAACUUUACUGAAAUCAUCAAAACCACCAAGGUCUGUAUGCUCUGUAGAUGCAGAAUAUCACCAUUUUUCUUGGGUGUACUUUACUGAUGUCCCAUACUGCUGUCAGAAACAGCCACACGCACUCUGAACAUCACAGUCAUGAAUGGGAGUCACAGGGAAAAGACUGUACUAAACCAAGUUAGUGUGUUUUAUACAGGUCUUCAUGGCUGAAUCCUUUCCUGGCUCUUUGUGUGCUUUAUAGGAAUUCACGCUAUAAUUGGUUUACAAUAUUUUUAUAAAUUGUGGCGAUAACAUGCAAAAGUAAAGAUAUAAAUAAGGAUAUCAGAAAAAUCUAAUAAAAUAUCCCCGUCUUAUUUUCACGAAUGUGCUAUCAAUCUGCUGUUUACCCACAGAACAGGAGAAGGCCAAGUUUUUUAUUUUUUUUAUUUUAUUUUUAUAUUAUCAUAGUUUUUAGUGGGAGUUUUACAGCCUGUUUUUGUUUUUUUUUAUAAUUGUGAAUUACCAUUUUAAAUGACAAAUUAAAAUUUUUUGCGUGUAUAUAAUGGGUUUUGCCUCCUGACCGCUCAUGUGUUCUUGCAGAUUGAAGAUGAGCAUCAGGUUAGCCGAUCAACUCAAGGAGAGCAAGAUAACUACGAAAUGCAUGUCCGGUCGGCUAAUAUAGUAAGUAAACCAAUAAGAAUUGGGGAAAUUAGCAGUAUAUUAUCACAGACAAAUAUGUAUUCCUAAUGCUAUAGAGCCCGUGUCACCGUUUAGGUCACUAGGGCCCCGUUCCGCGGUUAAUAAAUGGUUAAUUAACUAUUUAUUUGCUUACCUUAAUCCAGCGCCGGGCUCCCUCGGCACUGGUGACCUCUCUUCCUCCAUCGAGUGGAGCCGAAUGCAAAUGCGCGGCCAGAGGCGCGUGCGCACUCAAACUCGCUCAUAGGAAAGCAUUGAAUAAUGCUUUCCUAUGGGGAUCUUCACGGAGUCCAGCGUCAAAUUGGUGCGAUUUACUCCGUGUGAAUCGUGGAAGUGGCCUCUAAUUGCUGUCAGGAAGACGGCCACUAGAGGCUGGAUUAACCCUGCCGUGUAAACAUAGCAGUUUCUCUGAAACUGCUAUGUUUACAGCUGUAGGAUUAAAGCUAGGGGGACCUGGCACCCAGACCACUUUAUUGAGCUGAAGUGGUCCUUUAACCUAAUGCUAAAUUAUCUAAUAGCACUAGUGCCCUAACUACUUGUAUACAACCAUUCUUUGUUGUGUUUGGCUGUUGCUCUGAAUGUUAUACUAUAUAAUCCCUUCACUAUAUGUUGGCUAGGUUUUUUUUUUUUUUCAGGAGUGUCUCUAUCUGCAGAUUCUGGAAUUUGCAGUUAUGUUUGUAGAUAAUUACCCCAGCUCAGAAGUGAUUUGACAAAAGAACUGAGACAGGUCCCACACCCUCUUAACACCAUAACCACUACACCUCACUAUAGUUAUGAUGUUUGAGUGCACCUUUAACCAGUUGGACUUAAAUUUUCCUAUUUGCAAUCUGUUUAUUCACUGGCAGAUUCUGAUAUAAUGUUACUAGGAGCCGGCUAUCUACAAGCCUGCAGCUGUGUUGACCGAACUCUUUAUCCUUCAUUGGUCAUCAUAAGGUUUUGGCUCCCCUAAUACUGCUUCCUUUAAUUGCUUGACGUCUCCUUUGCAGGUGCGAGCAGGUGAGUCCCUCAUGAAGCUGGUGUCUGACCUCAAGCAGUUCCUAAUUCUGAAUGAUUUCCCCUCUGUGAAUGAAGCCAUUAAUCAGCGCAACCAGCAGCUGCGGGGUCUCCAGGACGAAUGUGACAAGAAACUGAUAUCACUGCGGGACGAGAUCGCUAUAGAUCUGUAUGAACUUGAAGAGGAAUAUUACUCCUCCAGGUAUAAAUAGGAACUUGUUACAGAGACUCACUGAUGCCUUCUACAUCUAUGGGAAGAUAUAAAAUGUUGCAACAUUGUCCUGCUUUUAAAAAACAAACAAAAAAAAAACAAAAAAAAACUGUUAACUUAACAAAAUGUUCUGCCCACAUCUAAAAGAUGGUGGCUAAGGCAAUUUAUUUUCUUUUUCUGAUUUUCCUGAAAAACGCACUUUUUAAAAGCUGGAAUUUAAUGAGCGAUUAACUUUAUUUUUUAAUUUUUUAUUUUUACUUAUUUUUUUGCUCAUUUCAACAUACAAAAGGUUUUAUCCAAAACGCAAACAAAAGGGUUGUUUUAUUUUAGAAAAUACUUUAUGUAAUUUUUAAGUCAUGGGCUAUGUAUAAUGACAUAGGUGUGCGGAAGUUGAUAUUUAAAAAUGCCUUACUGGGAGUCAAGUAAUGUAAGUAUCGUCUGUACCUGCUCCUGCAGUGACUCAUUGUCAUAUUGAUAUACAGGUAUAGUCCGAGUAGAAUUAAACCCCGCUUGGUAGAAGAGCAAUAGGUUUUAAUUUAGAGUAAAACCAUUGCCCCUUUUUCUUUUUUUUUUUUUUCAAGCAAAACAUAUACUCACAAAUUCAGUGAUGGCUAAAUAUCACAGGGAUAACUAAUAUUAGUCUAUUGUGGAUUUUGGAAACUUUAAUUUACUACAGUUGUAAACUAUUGUGUCUGUAGUUGGGUAAUAAGACAUGUUGAGCAGGUACAGGUGGGAAAAAUUGGGUGAGACAAGUAAUGGACAAAAAGGCACACAGAUGGGCUGGGACAACGACCAAUAAGCACACAGAUGGGAUGGGAGGGUGGCAAAGAGACACAGGGGUUUGGGGGCAAAGAGACACAGGGGGUUGGGGGGCAUAGAGACACACGGGGCUAGGGGUGGGAUGGGGGGCAUAGAGACACACGGGGCUAGGGGUGGGAUGGGGGGCAAAGAGACACAGAGGGAAUGGGGAAAGGGGAGAGGCAAACAAAGUGGAUGGGGGUGGAAGACACAAAGUAGACACACCGAAGGGCUGGAGGGGAGAAAGAGCUACACACAGGUGCUUUGAAGGAUGAGACACACAGAGGGGGUGGGAAAAGGAAAAAAGAGACACACACACACACAAGGGGUUGGGGGGAGAAUGAUACACAUAAAACUGGCAAUUUAGUUUUUUGGGGAAAGUUUGCAAGUAGGAUGGUUCCACUGCUGUCACACCUGGUCUCUGGAUCUCCCCUCCCUUUGUCAAUUGUCUCUAAAGCCAGAAUGGCUAAUCAUUUUGUUUUAUAAUUAUUAGUAUUAAAUGGAGAAUGGGUUUUCUAAAUGGGAAUCUUCUAUUUUUAACUUAAACUUGCUAACAACAAUAUUUGUGCAAAACAAACAGGCCAUAAAUUGUUCAGUUUUAUUUCAGUAACUCUCAGUGAGACUCAAAUUACUUGUCAGUUUGUUACUGGUACCUGGUUAUGCACUCCUGCAACAUUCACUUAGACAAGUGCAAUUUUUGUGUAUUUUUAUUUUUUUUGUAUGGGAGACUGUUUAAAUGUCAUUAGUUAUAUGAUUUUACCAAUUCGUGCCUUCAUAUAUAAAUGGUACCUGUGCCUUUUAAAGGGUCAUAUUGGGCACUAAAUUAAUUUCAUCUCACUGAAGUGGUUAUAGUGCCUGGUGUUCCCUACUACUUUCCAUGCAUUUAAUUUUAAAUCCAUAUUGAGCACUUUUAACAUUGAAUGAUUUUCCUCACCUGCCCACGGCCCAGCCCCCACUUCAGGUAUGGCUAAGUUAUCGUUCUUACCCAUGCCAGUUCAUACCUGCAAUUGACAUUAUGAUUGGCUGAGAGUGAUUGUUGAUACUCUCCAACAAUCACUGCAGCCCACUGCUGCUUGGGCUCCAGACACUUCGGUGAGAUGGAGCCGUUACAGUGGCUAUUUUGUCCUUUUAAUCAUACUUUAUCAUAAUAAUGUUGCCUUUUAAAAUUUUGUUAUUUUAACCCUUGUCAUGUAUGUCCAAUAAAUGGAUGCACUAAUUGGGUUACAGCAUUAUUGACCCUUUUAAUGGAACAAAGGGUCUCUAGCUAUAUAGUUUAGCCUGUGGCAUUUGGGGGUUUUUACGAGGCCAUGCCCAUGUUAAAGGACCACUAUAGUGCCAGGAAAACACUAGUUUUCCUGGCACUAUAGUGCCCUGAGGGUGCCCCCACCCUCAGGGUCCUCCUCCCGCCGGGCUCUAGGGGGUGGAAGGGGUUAAACUUACCUCUUUCUCCAGCGCCAGGCCAGGAGCUCUCCUCCUCCUCCUCUCUUCCUUCUUGGCUGAAUGCACAUGCGCGGCAAGAGCUCCACGCGCAUUUAGCCAGUCUCAUAGGAAAGCAUUUACAAUGCUUUCCUAUGAACGUUGGUGUCUUCUCACUGUGAAAAUCACAGUGAGGAGCGCGGAAGCGCCUAUAGCGGCUGUCAGUGAGACAGCCACUAGAGGCUGGAUUAACCCUAAUGUAAACAUAGCAGUUUCUCCGAAACUGCUAUGUUUAUAGAAAAAAGGGUUAAACCUAGCUGGACCAGGCACCCAGACCACUUCAUUAAACUGAAGUGGUCUGGGUGCCUAUAGUGGUCCUUUAAGUUCACAUUCUUUUACCAUCUGGGUGGCAUCGCCAAGUGUAACAGAAUUAUAGCAAUGGGGAUUCUUUGCCUAUCUUGUUUUAAUAGGAAAUUUAGAAAUGAUGAUGGCGCAGUAAUUAUAUACAUAUAUUUUGUUUUAUAAAAUUAUUCUUUAUUGGUGUGCUCUUAAUUCACAGUUUUGCUUAAUCUAUAAUUCGCCCCAAAAUCCAAAUUCUUUUUUAUUUUUUAUUGUAUAUGAUCUAUAUUAGUAUUUGCUUAUAUAAUAUAUGAAUCUAUAUUUAAAUAAAGUAAUCCAUGUAUUAACACUGAAUGACCCUUCUGCGCCAUAUUUUAAGCUAUUAAAUGGAUAUAUUUUCAUAAAUGGGAGAUAUAUGUUUCGGGCGAGCAGUGCAAUUUCACCUACACACGGUGCGAGCCAAAUCAUGUGCAAAGUCUGUAGAAAAAUGUAAUAUAUUUAGGGAGGAUUUGUAUCCUCUAGUCAGGGAGAUUCUAAUACCAGCAAUGUACUGGUCCCCAUCUCAGAAUGCGUUAACCAAGCAUACUUUUUGCUGGGAUGAUGAGCAGUGCAAUCUAUGGGUACUACAGCCCAAAGACACAAUCUGACAUCAAUAUAAAAAGAAAAUAUUCCAUCUGUGUGUGUGUAUGUAUAUAUGUAUGUAUGUAUAUGUAUAUAUAUAUAUAUAUAUAUAUAUAUAUAUAUAUUUUUUUUUUUUUUGGAGAUGAGGUUAUUUAACUUGAACCUUUAUUGCCAGGUUCACCUAAACAGGUAAGUUCUUGAGAAGCAUAAACCUAAAUUAUAUAAAUUUGCUGUCGGAGCUGUAAGGCUUUACUGCAUGUCAUUGCUGCUAAGAUCAGAGGCAUGCUGGUGUCAUGGUAAUGCAAUACCCACGCUCUACUCCUGCUCCAAAGCUAACUCUGGGCACCUUAACGACUUUCAUUGGAAUGAAGUUGUUCUGGUGCAUGGACGUCUUGUUCGCUGACUUUGCUCAAAGGAUUAAACUGUUGAAGAAUGGUUUAACCCCAAUGUCUUGAAUCCAGCACCCAUCAGCUCUGCUCAGCUACUUCCGUUGCAGUCCGAGACUUGCAUCAGGUAUCCUCUGACUGGGAACUUCUGAGAGCGUAUGUACGUUUCCCAAUUUGUAAAUGGGGACUAUAGACUGGCUGAGAGCCUCAGCUGACACACUCAGCCUAUGAGUGGCUCCCAGUCUGAGGCUUCCUGGGAAAUAGCUGGGCAUAGCUGAUGGGGCACCGGAUUCAAGACUUUGGUGUUAAACAUUCGUUAACAGUUGAACCCCUGGAGGCAAGCCAGUACCUAGGGACCUGCUCGCACUCCAACAACUGAAUUCCGAGGAUGAUGUUAUGGUGCCUGGAGUGUUCAUAUAAUAUUCUUAAAGGACAAUUCUCCAUGAGAUCGACAUAGUAGUCUAAUAGCCAAUCUGCAUCAGAAAGGAGUGACCGUCUUUAAGUUUCUUUAUUCUAUAAGUGCAUCUUCUAUAGACUGUUUCCUAAGAUUUCCCUGACGUAAUACUUAUAGGGUUGUUCAAGUGUGAAUUGUUGGAAAUGCAAAUUGAAUCCAGAGUGGAUUUCAAAUUUCAUGCCAAACUAAACAUUUAGCUGAUGGGUAGAAUCUUUCCAAAUUGGUUGUUAUGGCUUUAAAUCUGUAUCUGUAGGCACUGAAUUCUCAGGCACUUUAACUGCCCCUCAAAAUACAGUUCCCUUGUUCCAUGAUUUGGGAGUCCAUCUCUUACUGAUAAUAUGUAUCAAAAUAUAUAUAAAUAAAUGUGUAUUUAUGCUCUUGCUAGGUUGCCUAGUAACAAAUCUGACUGCCCAUAACCCCCUAACCCUAAACCUGCCCAUUACCUCUUAAUAAGCCAUCCUAAACCUUUCAUUUAAACACCCACAAAUGAGGUCACUAACCCCCUCAAUAAUAAUCCUUGAUCCCCAAGGCCUACUCCACCACCGCCUACCAUCAAUCGUUCUCCUAAACAUCUACUAACACAAAUCCCAGCUCACAGUUGAGUUAGGAUUAGGGGUUUAGAAACAAGAUUAACUUUAGGUUUUUUGUGUUUUUUUAUUAUACCCCCUUUGGAUUCUUACCCUUGGCCUAAUCUAGUGUAACACGCGGUGUCUGUGUAUCACCUGUCACCUCUAUUCCACGAGGCAAAUGCAUUACUUGUCUACCUAAUGGCAGUGCCACUUUGAAUGUAUUUACAUUGUGUCCUUGCUUAUUGGCACCACCUUGAGGAUUGUACUCCACAUUGCAGGAAGACUUCCAAUGCUCAUGUUGCUUGGUACAUUGUGAGUCUUAGCAUGGUCCCUAUAAGGAAUUGUGUUAAGCUGCAAAAAAUACAAUUUCUAUUUUCUCUUUAUUGAUUUAACAUUAACUAUUUGUAUUUUCAGUGGCACAAUUUAUAUAGAGAAAGAAAAUCCUCAAUCUGCACUCUUACAUUAUCUCUGUGGUUAAAGAAAGUGUUUUUCUGCUGCUAUUUUCUUAAUGCUUUGCUUCUGUCUUGCUUUGUUUAUUUUUUUUUCUUUAUAUCCCUCCCCUCUUUUUCUCUUCUCUUGCAUCUUGCUGCUGCCCUGGACACACUUUCUGCUUUCCGUGCUUGCAUUUGUGUUUGCAUUGGGUAAGCUCUAGUGUGUGUGACCCUAGCGACCUCCCCCUAUGUGAAGCAUACUGGAACCGAGAGAACACAACACCCUCACCGCAGGAUCUCUCCGAGUCCCCCGUAGGCCUGACAGCAGAGGGAAGUGCCGCUGCAAGCCAGAUCCACACGUCUCCUCACCUAAACGGCCACGGGGUUGGCAUGCCAGACCACCCCUAGAGCUCCAUGGAUUGUGCUGGACCAAAGCCUGAAGUUGUAUUGAUCAUCUCACAGGUUUAAGAACAGACUGUUGGCAUCCUUGAAACAGGGUAAUUAAUUCUUAAGGAUCUCUGAUAUCACCAGGACCUCUGACAAGCAAAGACAUAUGUUGCAGAGUCACACAUGGCAGCUGUUUGAAUUUCAUAUACCGGUAAACAUUAAAUUAACAUUCCAAAAUGCAUUAGCAUUACGUUUUUAUGUUUAUUCUAUGCUGAUUUUUAUUUUUUUUUCUUAAAAUGAAAUAUUUGUGACCAGUGAGCAACUUUGAUGUUUUCCACAAAACGGUGAGCUGCCGUAGUUGACAAAAGUUUGAGGAGUGCUUUUAAAAAACUUUUAAAAUAAUUUUUUUUUUUUUUUUUUUUACCUCCCAAUCUAUUUUGGUUUACAUUUUACAUCUCUGUUGCUGAUGUCUCACGACCUCUCACUGUUCUACGUGAAAGUACUAAAAGCACCA